Messenger RNA from Marasmius oreades (fairy-ring Marasmius), 1944 nucleotides. RefSeq lists its product as uncharacterized. The transcript has 14 exons. The record is from RefSeq and is a predicted model, not a curated record. Lineage: Eukaryota; Fungi; Basidiomycota; Agaricomycetes; Agaricales; Marasmiaceae. The coding region runs from base 1 to 1944 and encodes 647 amino acids.
AUGUCUCUGCUUCCCGGGCUUACGGAGUUCAAUAAUCACGGUAUCGAAGUGUUCAACAACGAUCUCUACCGCGUCCACCGCUGCUUUCAAGAUGCAGUAACGCGUCCUGUCAAGAACGAAGACGAGCGCAAGGCUCUUAUCAAGGCAGCCUUCCAGUUUGAAGAACGCGGCCUCAAUCGCAUUGCGGAUGAGUUCCGCGCAAAACAUACACAUCGACUAUUCCCUACCGCUGUCGGCAGUCUUUGCGCUGCGGUUUCCCGCCUUGCACCUCCGGAGAUCCAACCUGAUGCUUGGAUUCUAUCCGCAGAUGAGCUUGCUCUCUGGGAUAGUUACAAUUUGCCGGCCUGCAAUCUUCGUCUUUCUCCCAACCAAAACUACUUAAGUGAAGUAGCCCCUCUUGCGGUAUUCAGUCCUCCAGCUUGGACUCCCGAAUAUCGACGUUCCUUGGAUCUCGCCCAACGGCGUUCACUUUCCGCAAAGAAAGCUCGGCCUCCACCUUCUGAAAGUUCCGAAGUCGAAAUCGAAGCGGUUCCGCCUAUCAAGAAGCCUCGACUUUCUUCUUCCGCGAAGAGGACAUCGACAACUGAGCCAGAAACGGCUUCCGAAGACGGUGUUGACAAUGCCGCUGAAGAUGACGAAGAAGAGGACGAUUCCGGCGAAUCCGAAGUGGAUGAGCUAAGGUCGUCUCCCCCUGUCCCCAUGACUAGGCCAACGCGAGGACGGGCUCGAGGAUCCAGGCGGGGCAGAGGCAGAGGUAGGGUAGAGGUGAUCAUUCCAAACCGGCCUCGCCCAAAACCUCUUCCAAAACCUGCUCCUUCUCGUCGAUCCACUACCAUCCGCGAAGAUGAAAGGCCAUCUCCUUCAGUUCCUCUGACCGUCGAAGGUCGUCCGACCACGCGCAGUACCACGGCUGGCUCGUCCAAGGCUCCUCCCGCUUCAUCCAAGAAUACUGUCAGCGAGAAGGGAAAAGGCCGGGCGGUUUCAAUAAGCCCUCCGCCUGCCAAAAAGAACAUCCAAUGUCGGCGUACGGACAUGGAGUCGCAUGAUGUCAAGCAUCCGUUAGCGCGGUCCUCCGUUGAAGUUCCCUAUCGCUUCGAUGUUCCUCGCGGGGAAGCAUUCUCCCUCCGUGAUAUUUUGGAGUCUGGGCGAUCUAUGAAAGCGGAGAUGCGGAUUUCAUGCUUGACAUGCAUUAUUGCCCGCGUGAGUGCAACUAUGUCGGCCGACGAGGCCUUUUCUCAGAUGGAUCAGGUUCGAGCUUGGGGUGCACCCACUCCUGGUCACUUCCACGAGCGCAUGGUCGAGUUGACCCGGCUUCUCGAGACUCAAGACCGACUCUCUGCGACUAUCCGUUCUCUUGCCGACACCCUUUCCCUUACUCGAAAGAGUAUUACGGACAAGGAGUCCGAAAUUCGUCAAAUCGCCGCCAACCCCAAAAUCGUGUUGGAGUACCUUCAGCUACAUGCUGAGGGGCUUCAACUCUCGAGGGAGUCCAUCCGCGGUCUAGGUUGUCUUUUCGAAUGGCCCUUGGAGUUCAACUUCGCCGAAGACUUUCGCGAGGUGUCCGUCCAAGGAUCUCAAACAGUGUUCCGGAACCUCAAGACUCAAGAAACCUUUUCAGUUGAUUUGAGCGGAUAUUCUAUUCGUCGUCCUGAGUUUUCCCCGCUUCACUUACGAUUGACUGCGGCACUUCCCGGAGUUGCCGAGAGCACUUCCGCCACCGUUCUCGAGGAACAGACGGUCGAAGAGGAGGUUCGAGUUGAGGACGACGAAGAGGUUAACAACCCUAUGGUUGUUGACGCUCCAAGUUCUUCAGCUGAUCCGCUUGGUUCUCCGCUCGAAUUCGCUCUCAAUCGGACUUCGCCGAGGUCUUUGGAGACCGGGACUUCUUGGCUUUAUACGGGCCCUAUAUAUAUCUUUCUUGCGUAUCUUGUAGACUACUUGUAG